UCUACAUCAGAAUCUCGCAUCAACAAUCUCUUCCCAAUAUGGCAACCCCUCUCCUCUCCUUCCUCUUCUUCACCACCCUCCUCUUCUCCGCCCACUCCGAGCUCUGCAACCCUAAAGACAAGAAAGUCUUGCUCAAAAUCAAGGCCGCCUUCAAUAACCCCUAUGUCCUUACCUCUUGGGAUCCAGACACAGACUGCUGCGUCGACUGGUAUAUCGUCACAUGCGACCCCACCUCCAACCGUAUCAACUCCCUCUCCGUCGUCACCGGUUCACUCUCCGGCCAAAUCCCUGCCGCGGUGGGUGACCUCCCUUUCCUCGAAACUCUCGAUCUCCACAAACAACCCAACCUCACCGGCCCCAUCCCACCCGCCAUUGCCAAGCUCCAACGCCUCACCUUUCUCAGGCUCAACUGGAACAACCUCUCCGGCCCAGUUCCUGACUUCCUCAGCAAGCUCAAGAACCUCACCUUCCUCGACCUCUCCUUCAACAACCUCUCCGGUCCUAUCCCACCCUCACUUUCCCUGCUACCAAACCUCAAUGCGCUUCACUUGGACCGUAACAAGCUCACCGGAAGGAUCCCCUACUCUUUCGGUACGUUUAGCAAGGUACCAGACUUGUACCUCUCUCACAACAAACUAUCUGGUCCAGUCCCAACCUCGUUCGCUAACAUGGACUUCAACGUCAUAGACCUGUCGCGUAACAUGCUCGAAGGAGACGCGUCCGUGGUUUUCGGCUCGAACAAGACCACACAGAUCGUGGACCUGUCGAGGAAUUUGUUCAAGUUCAAUCUGUCCAAGGUGAAGUUCCCCAAGAGCUUGACUUCGUUGGAUCUUAACCACAACAACAUCAACGGGGGCAUUCCGGUGGAGAUGACGGCACUGAAUCUGCAGUUCUUGAAUGUGAGUUAUAACAGGCUGUGUGGUCAGAUUCCAGUGGGUGGUAAGUUGCAGAGCUUCGACUACUCCUCGUAUUUUCACAACAGGUGUUUGUGCGGGGCGCCGCUUCCCAGCUGCAAGUGAUCGAUCAUGAAGGUGGCCGAAGGACUCCCCAGGAAACUGAAGCGGAUUCCAGUACAAAUAUGGAUUCAUUGGAUUAGUACUCCUAAACCGUUCCCGGGCGUUUGAUCCUGUUAAGAUAUAAAAUAAAACCUCUUCCCAUCUGCUUAAUUUUGAGAAAGUAUUGAUU
Molecule: messenger RNA, 1185 nt
Organism: Juglans microcarpa x Juglans regia
Lineage: Eukaryota; Viridiplantae; Streptophyta; Magnoliopsida; Fagales; Juglandaceae
Product: polygalacturonase inhibitor-like
Exons: 1
Coding region: 39-1019 (326 amino acids)
Molecular function (GO): protein binding
Source: RefSeq, a predicted model, not a curated record